Perkinsus marinus ATCC 50983 is the source of this 417-nucleotide messenger RNA. RefSeq lists its product as hypothetical. Bases 1 to 417 code for a protein of 138 amino acids. The transcript is spliced from 3 exons. The record is from RefSeq and is a predicted model, not a curated record. Lineage: Eukaryota; Perkinsozoa; Perkinsida; Perkinsidae.
AUGGGCCACAAAAUGGCAGCCUUUCGGAGCCACAUCAAGAACUUGGUCACCAUCCAUUUCGUCAAUACCGAGGCCCUGGUCCCGGCCAGAGGGAUGGUCCCGAUGUUGAUCAACUGCAUCCAGACCAGCAAGAACAAGAAGUCCGUCGCAGACUGCCUGGAGCUCCUCAUUGGAGUCCUCACCCAGCACCAGGGUACGGUGACCACUGGAAGGGCUGUGAAGGACGUUGGUAGAGUACUCAUGUCUCUGUAUAAUGACAAGGACGCUGCUGUACGGGAGCUCGCGCAGACUGCUAUCGGCCACUUCGUUAGAAGUACUGGUACUGAGGAGACCAUACCUAGGCUGAGGGAGAUCCUUAUGGAGCCUGGUGGGUUCUGGUGUAUGGGGCCUGGAAGAGGUGUCCGUGGUCAUCUGUAG